Erigeron canadensis is the source of this 2397-nucleotide messenger RNA. RefSeq names its product putative receptor protein kinase ZmPK1. Gene Ontology annotation, molecular function: protein serine/threonine kinase activity; ATP binding. The coding region runs from base 1 to 2397 and encodes 798 amino acids. NCBI's taxonomy places the organism in Eukaryota, Viridiplantae, Streptophyta, Magnoliopsida, Asterales, Asteraceae. The transcript has a single exon. The record is from RefSeq and is a predicted model, not a curated record. Gene Ontology annotation, biological process: protein phosphorylation; recognition of pollen.
AUGGCUCUACCAUUUCUUUUCCAUGUGCUUGGUUUACUAUCAUUUUCUUUAUUAGCACCAUUGUUGUUUUCUUCUCCUAUUUCUCCUUCACGAUCCUCGGUAUUACAACCGGGUUCAUUUCUCUCGGUGGAGAACCAAGAUGACUUUUUGAUCUCACCCAAUGGCAUUUUCACUGCCGGAUUUUAUAAAGUCGGGGAAAAUGCUUAUUGUUUCUCAAUAUGGUACACAAAACCUCUCUCGGAUGGAAGUUAUACCGCGGUUUGGAUGGCCAACCGAGAUGUACCAGUUAAUGGAAAGCGUUCAAAGCUUUCCUUGUUAAAAACCGGAAAUCUGAUGUUGACCGAUGCAGACCAACCUUUGCCCGUUUGGACCGCAGGUAUUAUUGACUCAUCAAAAUCUGCUCAGUUGAUGCUAAAUAAUACCGGAAACCUUUUUCUUCAAAAUCAAGAUAACGAAACCAUCUGGCAAAGCUUUGACUCACCAACAGACACCCUUCUCCCCCUUCAACCAUUCACCAAAGAUACUACACUUGUAUCUUCAAGAAGUUCUACUAGUUUCUCUCAAGGCUUCUACAAGCUGUUUUUUGAUAAUGAUAAUGUCCUUAGACUUGUCUAUAAUGGGCCAAAAAUAGCAGGCACAUAUUGGCCAGAUCCUCAGCAAACUGCAUGGGUUUCUGGUAGGAGCACAUGGGCGCCCAGAAGGACUGCAGUCCUCGAUUCAUCUGGUCAUUUCGUAUCAAGUGAUAGUCUGUUCUUCAAUACAUCAGACGCUGAAGAUGUGUUAGUUAGAAGGUUGACUAUGGAUGUCGAUGGUAAUUUACGGGCCUAUAGUCUAGAUGAGAUCAAAGGAGUUUGGAAAGUUACCUGGCAGGCUAUUUCUGAUACUUGUCAAGUUCAAGGGAUAUGUGGAGAGAAUAGUACAUGUUCUAUCAGUCCUACUCAUGGUAGGAAAUGUUCUUGUUUACCUAAUCACCAGAUGAUUAAUCAAACAGAUUGGUCAUACGGUUGUGCACCGGUAUUCAAUACAACAUUAUGUGGAAAUGAUGAGGAUAACUACGUAGCAUUUCCUAAUUAUGACUUCUAUGGUUACGAUGCUAGAUUUGUUCCCAACACAACACUUGAUCAAUGUAAAAAAGUGUGUGCAAGUAUCUGCAACUGCAAAGGGUUCCUUUUUAACUUCGAUAUACAAGGCUUUUAUUCCUGUUACGCUAAAUUUAAGUUAAUAAAUGGGUUCGGUACGGUGAGAAAUGGUACUAUGUAUCUAAAGGUGCCCAAAAGUAUUUCUCUACAAACAAAUAACAAUAUGGCGGUUCAGGAAUUCAGUUUAACGUGUAGCGAGAAAUCAACAAUCAAACUCGACAGGGCCUAUGUAAAGAACCCUAAAAACGAGUCACUCAAGUUCAUGAAGCUAUUUACAUAUAUAUUUGGUGCAUUGGAGAUCGUUUGCAUUAUCUGCUUCUUCUACAAAACCCGAAAUCCAUUGAAAACACGAAGACAGGGUUAUCUCCAGACGGUGCAAGGAUUUCAGAGAUUCAGCUAUGCGGAAUUAAAGAAAGCCUCUGAUAAUUUCAGCAAAGAGUUAGGAAGAGGAGGUGGUGGCAUUGUGUACAAAGGAAUAUUGCCUGACAAUCGGGUUGCAGCUAUCAAAGUUCUCAAGGAAUUUGAUAACAACCAAGGUGAAGCAGAACUUCUAGCCGAGAUAAGUACCCUUGGAAGGAUUAAUCACAUGAACUUGAUAGACAUAUGGGGAUAUUGUGUUGAAAGAAAACACAGAAUGUUGGUUUACGAGUACAUGGAAAACGGGUCACUAGCUCAAAACCUACAAACCAAUAAACUGGAUUGGGCUAAGAGGUUUGACAUUGCAGUUGGUACUGCAAAAGGUCUAGCUUAUCUACAUGAAGAAUGUUUGGAAUGGGUUUUGCAUUGCGAUGUUAAGCCUCAUAAUAUAUUACUUGACAGCAAUUUCAGUCCAAAAGUCGCGGAUUUUGGCCUUUCCAAGCUACUGGACAGAGAUGUAACCCAUAAGGAGUUCACAAAAGCCAGAGGAACAAGAGGUUACAUGGCUCCGGAAUGGUUGUUUCUUAAUCAACCGAUAACUUCAAAAGUUGAUGUAUAUAGCUAUGGGGUUGUGAUGUUGGAAAUGAUAACAGGUAAAAUCCGAGCAGAUGACCAAAAUUUAGGGUCGAAGGGAAGGCUAGAUAGCUGGGUGGCAGAAAAGAUGAUAGCAGCCGAUGGAAAGAAUGGAUGGAUCAGAGAUGUUGUAGACUCUACUGUUCAAGGAAAAUACGACACAAGUAAAAUGGAAGUUGUUAUCAAGUUGGCUUUACGUUGCUUGGAGGAAGAUAAAGAUGCAAGACCGACCAUGAGGCAGGUAGUCGAUAUGCUGCUACGUACAUGA